Molecule: messenger RNA, 1173 nt
Organism: Trichosurus vulpecula (common brushtail)
Lineage: Eukaryota; Metazoa; Chordata; Mammalia; Diprotodontia; Phalangeridae
Product: probable E3 ubiquitin-protein ligase TRIML1
Exons: 1
Coding region: 1-1173 (390 amino acids)
Molecular function (GO): zinc ion binding; protein binding
Source: RefSeq, a predicted model, not a curated record
AUGCUGACACCUCAUAGGCUGCAGAGCAUGGUGGGCCUGACCACCUGUGAUCACCAUGAGGAAAAACAGAAGUUCUUCUGCGAGGAUGACCAGAGACCCCUCUGUGAUUCCUGUUUAUUAGCUCCAGAGCACAAGGAUCAUCAAGUCCUUCCCUUGGAAACAGCUACUGACAAGUGCAGGGACAAGCUCCAGGAGACAUUGAGUGCCCUACAGAAAAAAGAAGAGGAAUUUAAGAUGGCACUGGAUAAAGUGAGAAGGAGAGAGACUCAGGGUAAGGAGGAUACCUACACUUUGAAACAGUACAUUAUUUCUGAAUAUGAGAAAAUGCACCAGUUCUUAUUUGAUGAAGAAUAUCAAUACUUGCAUGGAUUGGACCAGGAAUCCACAGACAACCUGGUCACACUGGCAAAGAACAAGGCCAAACUGUCCCAACAAAUCCAGAAUCUGCAAGGAAUGAGUAUAGAAGUAGAGGAGAAUUUGGACAAGGUGCCCUUGGAAAUGCUGCGGGACAUGAAAGGCACUGUGGAAAGGAAUGAGGAGCUGCUACUUCAGGAACCACAGGUUGCUUCCCCUUCCUGGUCCACCUACCCCAUCACAGGCUUGAGAGAAGUGCUCUUGAAUUUCCAGAGGGAUAUAACUCUGGAUCCUGAAUCAGCCAAUCCUCUUCUCAUCCUGUCUGAAGACUUGAAGAGGGCCCAGUGUGGGAGUGUCCCUCGGGACCUGCCUGACAACAAAGAGAGAUUUGAUAUCGCUCUUGCUGUUUUGGGGACCCAGACCUUCACCUCAGGCAAACACUAUUGGGAAGUGGAGGUGGGAGGUAAGACGAAGUGGAAAUUGGGCAUCUGUAAAGAUUCAGUCAGCAGAAAGGGGAAACUCUCCUCUUCAUCUGAGGAUAUAAGGACCAUAACAGCCUUCUGGAAAACUGCAAAUCAUUUCUUACUCUUCAUUUCACAAAGGAGCUUUCAACUGAGCCCCCCUAUACAAAAAGUGGGCAUUUUUCUUGAUUAUGAAAAGGGGCAUAUAGCAUUUUAUGAUGCCACAGAGAGAUCUCUUAUCCAUAGUUAUUCAAACAUAGCCUUUGAAGGGCCUCUCCGCCCUUACUUCUCUUUUGGCAUCCCUAAGGAAGAAAGUACCCCUGGAUCAAUCAUUAUCUGCCCCAUUAAUAAUCAGUAG